AAAUCAGUCACGCUGCGAGAAGGAUCUCUUCCCCUACUAUGAGGGAACGCUCGCAGUCAUGUUUUAUCGCGGUUUACUAGUUUCUCGAAGAAAUAUAUGCUGUACUGUAAUUAAUAAUGCUAAGAAAGCUGCAAAAAAGGCACCAGAACCUACUUCAACACCCAAGAUGCCAGGAGUAGUCCGUGACACACAAUUGCUUCAAAAAUAUUGUUGCGGGCUCGGGUUCAAAGUUGAUGAAGAAGAUCCAGAAUUGAAACCAGACAGUGAAUAUCCAGAAUGGUUGUGGAGUAUUCACACGGGGCCUCCAAAGACUUAUAAGGACUAUGAUCCGAACACACGAGAGUAUUGGUAUGCCUUGGAAGAGGCACAAAAAGAACAUUCAGAAAAAAUAAAAGGAGAAAAAUCAUUUUAUCGUCCACCUCGUGAUACUGAACUUAAUUUUAGAAGCAGGCUUCCUAAAAAGAAAUUUGUGACGAAAUGAUAUCAAAAUUAUGUUGUCUUUGUCAAUUCGUUCGACACAAAUUGGAGAGGUG
Styela clava is the source of this 533-nucleotide messenger RNA. Its product is annotated as large ribosomal subunit protein mL54-like. Gene Ontology annotation, cellular component: mitochondrial large ribosomal subunit. Gene Ontology annotation, molecular function: structural constituent of ribosome. The record is from RefSeq and is a predicted model, not a curated record. Lineage: Eukaryota; Metazoa; Chordata; Ascidiacea; Stolidobranchia; Styelidae.